This is a messenger RNA of Rubroshorea leprosula, 2100 nucleotides long. Lineage: Eukaryota; Viridiplantae; Streptophyta; Magnoliopsida; Malvales; Dipterocarpaceae. The record is from the annotation of a GenBank genome assembly.
GUUGAGAAAUUAACUGGUACAGUAUAAUGCUCUAUAGUAUCCCGGUUUCAUGACAAAUCCGGCAUGUACUGGCCGGAUCAGCUGGUUUGGUAUGAGAUUCACAACUUGUUUAGAAGAUUAACAGCUUAAUUGAAGGGCGAAUACUAGGAUUAUUCCUAUGGAGCAAACCUUGUUUUUGAUGCUCUUCGACUUCAUAUAAUGAUCUGAACAUCUUUACCAAAACCUUAAAUCGUUUGUUCGUUGUGAAUCGUGCGCUAGAGGCUGUGCCUCGUGUGAUAUUCGCUGUGUGAAUUGGGCUCACCGACUUUGCACAUUCUAUAAUCGAAGGUGACAGUGACAUUUUUUACCAUGAUGAUUACUUUGAAGGUAUGAUUUUCUAAUUCAAUCUUUACUGGGAAUUAAUACUCAUUCCUUAGUACCGUAUGUUUAUGUGCUUACAUGUCUUUGUCAUCUUUGUUAUUCUAAUAGUUUCCAAUCGCAUAGUUGUGGGAGUAACAGGUCAGUCUCAAUUCCACAUUAAAAAAAAAAAAAGAACUAUUUUGUGGGUAAUAAUGAUAUAUAACUAUGUGGCGUGAUCCUAUUCUUAAUUUUUUGUGAUAAGGUGGGCUUAUUUUGGCAAGAACAUUGCUGGGGCUAUCCAUCUUGAUUGCAAUUAUUGUGUACAAGUUUCGUAGGAGACAUUUGUCUGCAGAUGAUACAAUUGAAGAGUUCCUUCAAAAGCAAAACAAUUUCAUGCCUAUUAAGUACUCCUAUUCUGAAAUAAAGAAAAUGACUAGAGGUUUCAAAGAUAAAUUAGGUGAAGGAGGAGCAAUUAUUUUCACUAGAGCUCUGUUGGGGAUAUCCAUCUUGCUUGUGAUAGUUGCAUACAAACUUCGGAGGAGGCAUUUGUCUGUGGAUGAUGUGAUUGAAGAGUUCCUUCAGAAACAGAAUAACUUCAUGCCUAUUAGGUAUACUUACUCAGAAAUAAAGAAAAUCACUGGAGGUUUUAAGGAUAAACUGGGUCAAGGAGGCUAUGGUUCAGUCUUUAAAGGAAAGCUUCGAAGUGGACAUUUUGUAACUAUUAAAUUACUGGGCAGGGCAAAAUCAGAUGGCCAAGAUUUCAUCAAUGAAGUUGCCACCAUGGGUAGGAUUCAUCAUGCUAAUGUCAUGCAGCUCAUUGGAUUUUGUGGUGAAGGAUCAAAACAAGCUCUAGUAUAUGAUUUCAUGCCUAAUGGGUCCUUGGAUAAAGUCAUAUUUUCAAGAAACAGUGAUACAUCUUUAGGUUGGGAAAAAAUGUUUGAGAUUGCUAUUGGGGUGGCUAAAGGGAUUGAAUACUUACAUCGAGGAUGUGAAAUGCAGAUUUUACAUUUUGAUAUCAAGCCACACAAUAUCCUUCUGGAUGAGCAUUUUAGUCCUAAAGUUUCUGAUUUUGGCCUUGCAAAACUAUAUCCCGCAAAUGAUAGUGUUGUAUCUCUCACUGCAGUAAGAGGUACAUUAGGAUACAUGGCUCCUGAAUUUUUUUACAAGAAAAUUGGAGGCAUCUCAUAUAAGGCUGAUGUUUAUAGCUUUGGAAUGUUGUUGAUGGAAAUGGUGGCAGGAAGAAGGAACACAAAUUCAUUUUCUGACCAAUCAAGUCAGAUAUACUUUCCAGCAUGGAUCCAUGAGCGAUUUGAUCAGGGAGAGGACAUAGAGUUGGGAGAUGUUACAGAUAUUGAAAAGAAUCUUGUCAGGAAGAUUGUCAUAGUUGCAUUGCGGUGCAUACAAAUGAAACCUGCUAUUCGUCCUUCGAUGAGCAAAGUCUUGGAGAUGCUUGAAAGUGAAGUUCAGCUACUUGAAAUGCCUCCCAAGCCUUCUUUUGUUCCAUCUGAAUUGCAGACUGCAAAUCAUGUCAAUAUAAGUCAAGCAGCCCAGCCAACUAUGUCACUCGAUGCUAGAACAUAAGGUGCACUCCAAAUGCCUUACCUUUACUUGCUUACACAUGACAGUGUCAGAUAUGUUUACAUAUCCUGCAUUGUUUAUUAAGUAAAUGACCUUUUUACAACUCAAAUAUAUCAAUCUUCAAAUGUUGUACUUUGAUAUAUCUGAUCACAUAUGGUUUCUUAAUGAAAUAAGAUUACUCUG